AUGGAGCGACGGCGGAGCAUUUCAGUGCUCAACACUGCCUUACCAGCAGGUGCGGGGGAUGCAAUUUUCCGCACUAUAUCCGAGACCUUCUCCCACAAAUCGCAUCAUAGCCACCAUGAAGACAACACGGAAAAAUGGGAUGAUGCGGAAGACAGUGGAGAAGACGCAUCGGUUAAGACUCAGGUGGAAGAAUGGAGACUCACAGCGACCGUAAAGGAUAUCCAGAUCAAUGACCCGGCUCAGAGUCGGAGUUUGGGGGUGACCUGGAAGGAUCUAACAGUCCAAGUGGUGCCUUCAGAUGCGAUGAUGCAUGAGAACGUUCUGAGCCAGUUCAACAUACCGCAGCAAGUCAGAGAGGGACGACACAAGCCGGCUUUGAAGACGAUAUUGAAUUCCAGUUCCGGCUGCGUGAAGCCAGGCGAGAUGCUUCUUGUUCUGGGUCGGCCUGGUAGUGGCUGCACCACCUUACUAAAGAUGCUGGCGAACAAAAGGAAAGGGUAUGCCAAGGUCAGCGGCGACGUUUAUUUUGGUUCUCUCGACGCCAAACAGGCCGAACAAUAUCGCGGGUAUAUCGUCGUGAAUACAGAAGAAGAACUUUUCUAUCCUACACUCACAGUAGGGCAAACCAUGGACUUCGCUACGCGUCUCAAUAUUCCUAACGAGCUACCGAGAGACGCGGAAAGUCGGGAAGCCUUCCGACAGAAGUUCAAAUCGUUUUUGCUGGAUUCGAUGGGAAUAUCACAUACGGAAGACACCAAGGUUGGCGACGCUUUCGUCCGAGGUGUCUCAGGUGGAGAACGCAAGCGAGUCUCAAUCAUAGAAACGUUAUGCACGCGAGGCAACGUCAUGUGCUGGGACAACUCGACCCGCGGAUUGGAUGCAUCCACAGCCUUGGAAUAUAUCCGGGCAUUACGUUGCAUGACAGACGCCAUGGGCAUUGCCACCAUUGUCACCUUGUACCAAGCUGGCAAUGGUAUCUACGAUCUGUUUGACAAAGUUCUUGUACUCGACGACGGUGAGCAAGUCUUUUACGGUCCGCGCGAAGAGGCGCGCCCCUUCAUGGAGUCGCAAGGAUUUGUCUGUGGUGACGGGGCUAACGUCGCCGAUUUCCUCACCGGCGUCACAGUACCCAGCGAAAGAGCGAUCAAGCCCGGCUUCGAAUCGCGCUUUCCCCGCAACAACAUCGAGCUCGAACAAGCAUACCACCAGUCGCCCAUCAAGGCCAAAAUGGACCGCCAAUUGGAUUACCACACAACGCAAGAAGCCAAGUUGAAUACGCAGGCAUUUUGCGAAGCGGUUACAAUCGAUAAAUCGCGCCAGCUUCCCAAGUCUUCACCCAUGACCGUUUCAUUCCAAGACCAGGUCAAGGCCUGUGUCGCACGCCAGUAUCAGAUCCUCUGGGGAGACAAAGCAACCUUCAUCAUCAAACAGGGGUCAACGUUAGUCCAGUCAUUGAUUGCAGGAUCGCUGUUCUACAAUGCUCCUGCUAAUUCUGCCGGCCUGUUCGUCAAGGGGGGGGCUCUCUUUUUAGCUCUUCUGUACAACGCAUUAGUGGCCAUGUCAGAGGUCACAGACUCUUUUGCUGGAAGACCCAUCCUUUCCAAGCACAAAGCGUUUGCUUUCUUUAAUCCGGCUGCCUUUUGCAUUGGGCAGAUAGCAGCAGAUGUUCCUAUCCUGCUUUUCCAGGUCUCCACUUUCAUCGUUGUACUUUACUGGAUGACUGCUUUGAAGGCCACGGCAGCGGCGUUCUUUACAUGUUGGUUCGUGGUUUACCUGACCACGUUUGUCAUGACGGCCUUCUUUCGAAUGGUGGGUGCGGCUUUUCCGAACUUCGACGCUGCAUCCAAAGUAUCAGGCUUCUCCAUCACUGCUUUUAUCGUCUACAUUGGGUAUCAGAUUGCCAAGCCCGCAAUGCAUCCUUGGUUCGUUUGGAUAUACUGGAUCGAUCCGCUUUCGUACGGCUUCGAAGCUUUGAUGUCGAACGAAUUCAAAGGCCAGACAAUUCCCUGCGUCUACAGCAACUUGAUCCCGAACUAUCUACCUCAGUAUCAGGACUCUGCGCACCAGGCUUGCGCUGGAAUUGGUGGCGCGCAUCCAGGUGCCACUGAAGUUAGCGGCGAAGAUUAUCUCGCCAGUCUGUCGUACUCGCCAUCUCACAUCUGGCGCAAUGUCGGCAUCCUGUUUGCCUGGUGGGUGCUUUUCGUGGGUCUGACUAUCUUCUUCACACAGCGCUGGGACGAUACUGCAGGCUCCUCUGGCGCUCUGCUUAUCCCUCGUGAAAAUCGCAAGAAGGUUGCACUUCCUACCAUACCUACGGAUGAGGAAACACAAGUGCAAGAGAAAGCCCCUCGAAGGAAUGCAACUGAUAGCACCGAUGACGCUACCGCAUCUCAAGACCAACUUGGGACGAAUCUUAUGCGUAACACAUCCGUAUUCACCUGGAGGAAUCUUUCCUACGUCGUCAACACACCAACCGGCCAUCGAACUCUGCUCGAUAAGGUACAUGGCUAUGUCAAGCCAGGCAUGCUUGGUGCGCUCAUGGGCUCCUCUGGUGCAGGCAAGACUACGCUUCUGGAUGUUCUGGCCCAACGAAAAACUGAAGGCACAAUCCAUGGCGAGAUCUUCGUCGACGGUCGCCCGCUUCCUGUAUCCUUUCAACGAUCCGCAGGGUAUUGCGAGCAGCUUGAUGUGCACGAGCCUUACGCCACCGUCCGGGAAGCCCUUGAGUUCUCGGCUUUGCUCCGUCAAAGUCGUGAAACAUCUCGUGUGGAUAAGCUAGCUUAUGUCGAUACUAUCAUCAGCCUUCUAGAACUGCAGGACCUCGAACAUACGCUCAUCGGAAAACUGGGAAGCGGCUUGUCAGUUGAGCAACGCAAGCGUGUCACCAUUGGGGUGGAAUUGGUUGCGAAGCCUUCCAUCUUGAUUUUCCUGGAUGAGCCCACCUCUGGCCUUGACGGUCAAGCAGCAUUCAAUACGGUCCGCUUCCUCAGGAAGCUCGCCGAUGCUGGCCAAGCGGUUCUUGUCACCAUCCACCAGCCCUCUGCCCAACUGUUCGCGCAGUUCGACACGCUUCUCCUGCUUGCAAAAGGCGGUAAGACGGUCUACUUUGGCGACAUCGGUGACAACGCGAAUACUAUCAAAGAGUACUUUAGCCGUUACGACGCGCCAUGCCCGCCUGCUGCCAACCCUGCGGAACAUAUGAUUGAUGUAGUCACCGGAGCCCAUUCGGAAACAGAUUGGCACAAAGUCUGGCUUGAGUCGCCUGAAGCAGCUCGUAUGCACCAGGACCUCGAUAGCAUCAUCACCGAUGCCGCGAACAAGGAGCCAGGUACCAAAAACGAUGGCCACGAAUUUGCGACCGAUCUCUGGACGCAGACCAAAAUCGUUACUCAACGGGCAAACAUCAGCCUUUUCCGCAAUAUCGACUACGUCAACAACAAGCUCGCUUUACACGUUGGCAUCGCCCUCUUCAUCGGAUUCUCCUUCUGGCAGAUCGGCAAUUCCGUAGCGGAGCAGCAAUUGAUCCUCUUCGCGCUCUUCAAUUACAUCUUCGUCGCACCCGGUGUCAUUGCACAACUCCAGCCUCUCUUCAUCGAGCGCCGCGAUAUUUACGAAACGCGGGAGAAGAAGUCCAAGAUGUACUCUUGGAUCUCUUUCGUGACCGGCCUCAUCGUCUCUGAACUGCCGUACCUUGUCAUUUGCGCCGUUCUCUACUUCCUUUGCUUUUAUUACACCGCUGGACUCCCGGUCGCCUCUGAAAAAGCUGGUGCGACUUUCUUCGUCAUGCUCAUCUACCAAUUCAUUUACACCGGGAUCGGUCAGUUCGUCGCUGCGUAUGCGCCAAACGCCGUUUUCGCGUCCCUCGUUAACCCACUCCUUAUUGGUACCCUCGUAUCUUUCUGUGGUGUACUUGUUCCAUACGCUCAGAUCCAACCCUUCUGGCGUUAUUGGAUGUACUACCUGAAUCCUUUCAACUUUCUGAUGGGCUCACUUCUUGUUUUCACCGACUUCAGCUGGGACAUUAAAUGCAAGGAGUCUGAGUUUGCUGUCUUUGAUCCCCCCUCCGGUCAGACGUGCGCACAGUACCUUGACGCUUGGUUGAAUGGUCCUGGCAGCCGGAACAACCUCGUCAAUGCGGAUGCUACUACCCAAUGCAAGGUUUGCCAGUAUAGGAGUGGCAGCGAUUACCUUUACACUGUCAACCUACUUGAUUACUACUAUGGCUGGAGAGACGCGGCUAUUUGCGUCAUCUUCGCUAUUUCGAGCUACGCGCUGGUUUAUUUGCUGAUGAAGCUGAGGACUAAAGCGAGCAAGAAGGCGGAGUAAACGUAUCGAACAUCAGUCGGGGCCAUCUAUACAUCACUCUGCGGCUCUUCGCCUCACUAAUAUCCUUUUCUUUUCUGUUUGAUUUUUAUGCUGCCCAUCCUUCCCUAGACAAGUUAUUUCCUUUACGACGUAGGAAGCGCGUUCCACAAA
Molecule: messenger RNA, 4476 nt
Organism: Mytilinidion resinicola
Lineage: Eukaryota; Fungi; Ascomycota; Dothideomycetes; Mytilinidiales; Mytilinidiaceae
Product: ABC transporter
Exons: 2
Coding region: 1-4326 (1441 amino acids)
Biological process (GO): transmembrane transport
Cellular component (GO): membrane
Molecular function (GO): ATP hydrolysis activity; ABC-type transporter activity; ATP binding
Source: RefSeq, a predicted model, not a curated record